GUUUUAAAAAUGAUAUCGGUCAAGUGACCGCCGUCUUGGGCUUAUCUGCCUAGAUAAGCGACCUCAAAAACCCGCAUACACAUAAACAGUCUAUAUACAGUCUAGCGGUGUUAAAUUGCACAAUCUUGAAGACCAACCCAAAGUUUCCUUCAAUAAAUUGAUUGUUUCAUUAGAGGUAUAGCAUGCAUCGCCGUCAUAUUACAACAAAGGGUCGUUCACAUCAGUAUCUCCAGUUCAUGCACGAACAAGUCAUUAAUCAUGGAUAUAUAACGUUCCGCAAUGAUUAUAACCCUAUGGCCGUCUUCAUUUUUGAAAACCCAGCAGAUGUAAAUGGCAUCCCGACAAUGGCUUUUGCAUUAUCAUCACUUUACAUUCCCAUUCAACCAAAUGAGAGCUCUCAUCGCUGAACAACAUUUUCUUGUGAAAAUUGGAUCUAUCUGCUUUUGGGCGAAAUCAUUCACCACUCAACGUUGUUCUGGAGUCAGUAGUAUAAAUUAAGCAGCAGCUAAACUAAACUCCAUCGGAAUCGGGAAGGACUUCUCCGAGCCGUGCGAUACAAAAUGCGAUUUCAGUCAAGCGCCUCCCUUGUUUACGACUUCUUCAAUCUGUUGCUGGAGAAAAUAAUUUUAGCUGCAAAACUUAAUGGAGUAGGUAUAAUUUUCUUCAACAACCGCGUCGUUAGUUCUGCUUUCUCAGGAAUGGAUAAGGAGACAACGGUUGCUCUGGCUAAGUCAUGUCGUCCGUAUGGAUGAAAGCACUCCAGCGCUUCCGGGGAAGCAGAGGAAGAACUUCACUCCAUUGCAAAGACCAGGUUAAGAAGGACCUGGCUUUGUUUUAGUCUUAUUGAUAGCAAUAACGAUAUGUCUGCAAUAAUAGAAAAAAAUCUAAAAAUACAGAAAAAUAGUGCAGAAAUUAAGAUCCGAAAACAGGCUCUGAGAAAUAUCAACGAAAGAAUUUCUUAAGCAAAAAAAAAAAAAAUUCUCCAUCUCCACUAUUAUUUUCUUAACUAGCGUGAGCUAUCGAACGAGUAAAGUUCAGGUAGUCGUUAAGUUUUCUGAAAUUUCCUCACCAUCAUUGACUAUUAUACACGUUUUUUUGUUUGCAUCAGAGUUUUCUAUCGAGUUAAGCUGCUUUUUAUUUUUCUCAAUUCUGCUCUCUCAUCGUUCUUCUCUUGUCUGGUGGGGAAUUGCACCCAUGGACCAUCACGUCGAUAGUGAUCUAGCAUAUUAUUUGUUUAAUCAGGUUAUUAAAGCGCUUACUGCUGAGGAAGCAUAGAAAUGAGGAAUCUACGCUUUUUUAUGCUGAUACCUUUGUUCUUCAAAGAAAUAUGUCCUAACGAAACGACAGAGCAAUUCAUUAUCUAUAUGGAUGUACACAACGAUAUCGAUAAUUUAAUUAAUUGGGGCAACACUUGCGAAGCAAAGCUAACUACAUUAGAACAAACUGUAGUGGAAACCAUACAAUCGAGAGAGAAGUCGAAAGAAAAAUAUUUGGAAACAUUGAAGAAAUUAGACUAUUUGGAGCACACUGUGAGCCGCUAUGAAUUAAAGAUGAACACUCUGGAACAUAAAAUACAGAGCUUAAUUUCGGGAUCCAGGCAAAUUGAGGAAGAGCUAAGAAACACCAUUCAUAGGUUAAGUGCGACAGUAUCAGAUUUAACAUCUAAGUUUUCGCUUUUGCACAGGGAUCGUCCAUUGCCAGAAAGAGAGCGCCCUUUUAAAAAUCCCAGCACUACAGGCGGAGAGCGUCGUCCAACAUCAUUAGUACCGUCAGUAACACAUGUACUCUCACCAAAUGUACCAACAGUAGGGCGCCUGGCUUCACAAGUUUGUGAAGAAAUUGAAGGAGCAUUGCAAUUGAAAGGCAUUAAGCGGUACGUGUCAGGAAUUCAUCCUUCCCUGGCUAUCGUUGAAAGGAAGAUGCGUUGGUCUAGUUCUUUUAGAUGUAUGGGGGCUUUGAUUGGUCAACGCUUUGUUCUAACUUCGGCCCGUUGCUUAUACAUAGGUGGGGCCAAUUUUGUGCGCUUGGCAAAUCGCAGUGAUAAAACAAGCGCCAUCGGAAAGAAUAUUAAAAAAACGCAUAUACAUCCCAAAUACGCUAACACAAAGAAUAAUGUAGGCGUGAUCGAACUGGAAGGCGAUGUGGAGUACUCAUCACUCGUGUAUCCCAGCUGUUUAUACACUGCUGCAACAAUUUCAAUAACUAACGCCGAGAUUUUUUACACACAACAUCAAGAUUCGGUUUUGUUACAAACAUUGCAGGAAUUGCGCGGUCAACUUGUCCCAUACUCAAAUUGUGCGACAUUCGCCGAGUCUCACGCGCAAGAUCCAUAUGAGAAUUCGUUAAUAUGUGUACGUUAUUACAAUGCUUUGGAUUCGUCUUAUAGCUCCUCACGGGGGGCGUUAUUUUUCACCCAAAAGGAUUUGUCAGGUAAAGAGCGCGUCAUUGCGGUGGAUUCGGAGAACUCACUUCGGAACGACGUUUAUAUGGCGCAGAAGCUCACAAAGGUGUACGACUAUUUGGAUUUUAUUGAGAGUGUAAUUAGGAGUUGAUUUUAUGUCUUAUUCCAAUGAGUUUAACACUGAUUACUUGGAAAUAAAUCUAGAUACUAUAUAACUAUAUGCACCAAGCAA
Molecule: messenger RNA, 2633 nt
Organism: Bactrocera latifrons
Lineage: Eukaryota; Metazoa; Arthropoda; Insecta; Diptera; Tephritidae
Product: serine protease Hayan-like
Exons: 8
Coding region: 1278-2552 (424 amino acids)
Biological process (GO): proteolysis
Molecular function (GO): serine-type endopeptidase activity
Source: RefSeq, a predicted model, not a curated record